AUGUCGAUGGAACGUUGUGAAAAUUUUACAUUCAAUCAUUCGGAUAUAAAAGUUCCUGCGGAUUCGUGCGAGGAAAAAAAAAAAAAAUUAUUAUUAUCAUUAAAAAAAGAAUCGUGUGAAACGUUGACACCGGUGGAAAAGUGUUUUAGAAAAGUGGAAAAUUCGAUACUGUCGAAUCACACCACCUACGAUUUAAAAUCGGUUAAAUCCUAUUUGGAAUUCUACGAAAGCAUACCUGACUACACGGAUGUCAAUCAUUUAUCGACGGAAGAAUUUUAUGAACGUUUAAAAAAAUUAAAAAUAACUCAGAAAAAAUUCAUCGAAGAAUCUGGAAUUAAUUACGAUAAUAAUAAUAAAUUAUUUAAUUAUAAUAUAAAUAAAAAUAAUGAUGAUAAAAUUUGUUGUUCGCUUUGUUGCGCCGAUCGUGAUUUUUGUGACGGUGUCGAAGAAAUAAAAAAAAAAAUUAUUCACGGUGAUGCUGUUGGUGAUGGUGAUGGUGGUGGUGGUGGUGAUGGCGGUGGCGGUGAAAAACAAAAACCACAAAUAAGAAUAAAUGGCGUCAGCGAUUGUGAUAUCAAUUCGGAUAUAUCGGAAUUAAAAAAACAAUCGGAUUACGAAGCGGAUAGAGAAAGUUCUACACUUCAAAUCGGUCAGGAAAAAUUUUCCAGAAUAAAAAAAUAUUUUUCCCCCCCGAAUGUAGGAGGUGAUGAUUUAUCCGGAAGUUGUAGUAAAAGAUCUAGAAGUUUACCAUUUAGUUCCGGUUGCGAUUGUGAUACACCCGAAACGUGUCAUAGAUUUUCCGAAUAUAAUUUACGGGAUGAACGUUUCCGCCCUAAAUUUGACGGGUAUUACGGUACGACGGGAAAUGAAAAAGUAAAAAAAUCUCACACCACACAAUCUCGAACGAUACCCAUAACUUCGAGAAUUCCAUUAUAUGAUAAAUUAAUGUUUGAAAAAGAAAGAAGGAGAAGAAUUUUACACGAAAGAUAUUCGGAAAAGUUAAAAUCUCUCGUUCAACCAUUUAGCUUUACAAAAAGGGAAGAAGCCAACAGGAAAUUGCUGUUGGCUCGUUCGAAUCCUGAAUUAUAUUCGAUACCAACACCACCACCGAUUGUAAAAUUUAAAGCGAAACCAAUACCGAAAAAUUUAUUUAGUAAUUACGCGUAUGAUAGAAUGAGAGAAGAAGAAUUUUACAGAGCGUUGAAAAAAAGGAUAAGAGCCGAAGAAAUGUUGAAAAUAUCAUCGUUGCCACCUUCGAUGGCUCUGAGAGAGAAACAAUACCUUUCGAAAUCAUUGGAUUACAUGGAUUCAAUUAAAAAUUACGAUAAAAAUAUCGAUUUCGAUGACGUGUCGAGAGACAAGUUGGACGUACCGAAAAAAAAAUGUUACCAUCGAAGUCAUAGAAAAAAAGACAACGGAAGACUCAAUUCCGCGACGGAUAGUUGUUCACUUGAAAUACCAUCACCAUACGAAAGCGUUUUAAACGAUGGUAGAAAAAAAUCCCGACCUCAUUCUGCAUAUAAUACCUGUAGGAAUAAUUUAGCAUCGGUAUUAAGAAUCGAAACUGCCAGAAAACGUAUGGAAAAAGAAAUGGAAGAGAAAUUAAUGGAAAAUCGUUUGAAAUACGAAUCCAAAAUGAAGGAAAAACUCAUACGUAUGACGCCCGAAUGGAAAGCUUUGAAAUACGACAAAGAACAAGAUUUCGCUGUGAGAAUGGCUUUGAGAAAAGAAGAAAAUAAAAUAAGAGAAGAAAAUCAUUUGAAAUCGAUGGAAUCCAUGUACGGUCGAGUGUAUAGCAUGCCACCGUUAUUCGACCAUGAAAGAUUUCAUAAUUUUAAAAAUUGGGUAAGAACAAACGAACAAACGAACAUUACUUUUAAAGUUAUGAUAAUAACAAAGAGUUUUCAUAAAAUUAUGUUUACAGUCAAUUAA
Messenger RNA from Pediculus humanus corporis (human body louse), 1932 nucleotides. RefSeq lists its product as uncharacterized. The transcript is spliced from 4 exons. The record is from RefSeq and is a predicted model, not a curated record. Gene Ontology annotation, cellular component: cilium. Gene Ontology annotation, biological process: cilium organization. The coding region runs from base 1 to 1932 and encodes 643 amino acids. Lineage: Eukaryota; Metazoa; Arthropoda; Insecta; Psocodea; Pediculidae.